Messenger RNA from Gasterosteus aculeatus aculeatus (three-spined stickleback), 1636 nucleotides. RefSeq lists its product as uncharacterized. NCBI's taxonomy places the organism in Eukaryota, Metazoa, Chordata, Actinopteri, Perciformes, Gasterosteidae. Gene Ontology annotation, cellular component: nucleus; DBIRD complex. The record is from RefSeq and is a predicted model, not a curated record. Gene Ontology annotation, biological process: regulation of DNA-templated transcription elongation. Gene Ontology annotation, molecular function: DNA binding; zinc ion binding.
UAUUACAUUUAACUACCCCAAACAUUGAACCUGUGGCUUUUAGGCCUCCUUCAGAGACCCCCGUUACGCGGCUCAGCUCCAUCUGUGUAUUGUGCUGCCAUCUAUUGGAAGAUGCCGCUUGUCGGUUAACAGUUUGUAAGUGAGCGAAGUUCUCGUCCCUGCGUCCCAAAUCUUCUCCUACUCAGAAACCAGAUGAUGAAGCGUCAGAAGAACCCUCCGUCAAUCCCCCCGGGAGCUCCGGCGUACACAGUUCAACAGCCGCUCGGAAGAAUACCGAAGGACUUCAAAGAAGCAAUGCUACACGUCCCAGUGAAGCUGGCACAUCACAAAAACAACAGCGUACGUGACGUGGGUGCUAAAACCAAACCAGCCCCAGAACGUGCAGUGAAACCUUCCGAUGAUAAAUGGAGGUCUUCAUUCAAGCCAUUGGGACAACAAGAUGACUCUCAGGAGAAAAGCCCUGACAGAUCACCAAGGGUUGAAAUAUAUGAUCCUUACAACCAAGACUUGUCUGACUGUGAGCCAGGGAUGCUAGAUGCCCAAAACCACAACGAAUCCCCACCUAAUGAGGAUUACGGCCAGUGUUCGUCUCCAAGUAGAGGCUUCGGUAAAAAGCGUUGCUGGGGAUCAAGCUACUCCGAGUCAGUAAACCAAUCCCUCGACAGAAGUGACUUUGACCCUGAAACCAGAUCCGCUCAAAGUCAAAGUGUCAGUCCAAGUCAUAGAGAACGACCGGGUUAUGACUCCAUAAGCAGACAUUUAGACCACAGGGUCUGCAGCCCUGACAGGCUUAUUCACGCCUCCUCUGCCCAAAACCUUCCUGCAAUUUAUGGAGGACAGAUGACCAACGGGGAGGAGAGUAUAAUCCUCCCAGACUACGAAAGAGAGAUGAACACCACUGUUAGAUUAUCCCCACCCAGGUUACAGCAGGACUAUCACCAGUCGAAAUACUUGAGAACAGAACGGGACCAAGUCUCCCCUUUCACAGAGGAUUCAAAAAACUGCAACAUAAAAAUAGUAAUGGACAAGAGACCCAUCACUUGUGACCUUUGUGAAGUUGAGUUAGCCAAUGGUGGGGAGCUGGACGAUCAUUUGGAGAGCAAGGGUCAUUGGGACACCCUGGAGCACAUCCAGCAGCAAAAUAAUUAUGAUGAUCUGGCUAUAGCCUUCCUACAGGAAGUCAUGCAGUAUAAAAGCCAUCAGUGCAGCCGAGCUAUAGAGGAUGGUGCGCUUCAAGCUCUGCAGGAAAAUGACCACAUGACAAAGAUUGAAGUGUUCCACUGUGCAGCUUGCAGUAUCUUUGUAUCAACAUCUGCAUCCUCAGUCCAGACCCACAUUACUUCUCAGGAGCACCUCAGCAACAUAAAGGGGUUUCAUGUGCGGCAGAGACGUUCUUGCCUUGACAAAGCAGAAACCAUGAUGAAGGAGCUGAAACCUCAGUUUGAACACUUUCUGAAGGGCGGCAGCCCAUUUGAAUGAUGGAAGUAAUCGGAAGACUGAAAUCCUGUUUACACCGAGAAGCUGCUUUAAACAUCUAUCACAGCCACAUAUAAAUGCUGAUGUGCCACUGAUGUACAGUACGUCACUUAGAAUGCUUGUUUACUCUGAUUAAAAUGGAGGUAUUUUGUUCACACAA